Molecule: messenger RNA, 961 nt
Organism: Zophobas morio
Lineage: Eukaryota; Metazoa; Arthropoda; Insecta; Coleoptera; Tenebrionidae
Product: venom allergen 5 2-like
Exons: 3
Coding region: 64-930 (288 amino acids)
Source: RefSeq, a predicted model, not a curated record
GGACGUUGCUAAGGCAGCGGAUAAAUACUAUUUUGCAAAAGAUGUCGGUGUGAAAAAUUAAAAAUGACGUAUUUAUUAUUACUUUUCUUGCUAAAAUUGUGUAUUGUCUCUACUUUUGAUCCGUCUACUGUGAACUAUUGCGAGGACAAAUGCCCGGGGGCAGCGGGGGUAGAACAUACAGCGUGCAAAUGUGUACAUGAACCACCUCGAAAAAUAGAUGAGGAAAACCUGGCGGACUUUCGCAAAUUAAUUGUCGAUGUUCAUAACGAACUCAGAAACAAAGUAGCAUCUGGUGGGGAAGCAGAAACCAACGAAUUUAUCAAAGGAGCUUCUAAUAUGAGGGUUAUGAAUUAUGAUCUAGAGCUGGAGUACAUCGCAAAGUGUCUGGCUUUCAAAUUUAAGGAAAAUCAUGACCGAUGCAGAGAUAAACACAAAGGUAACAUGGCGGGUCAGAAUUUAGCUGGAAGUAGCAGAAAUAGAGAAGAUAUCCGGUCCUUGCUAAUGAGCUGGUACGAUGAAUUUAAAGAGGUGAACAGUGAUGAUGCUAUAGAUAAUUAUGGUGGUGGACUGCCGAUUGGGCAUUUCACACAAAUGGUUUGGGCGGAGGCUGAUCUUGUAGGAUGUUCUAGAGUCUGGAACCCCAAAACACCUACCCAGGCUUUCUAUUACACACUUAUAUGUAACUACGCAAGCACGACUGGGCCUGGAGGCAAUCUAAUUGGGACUCCGGUGUACAUGAAAGGUGAUGCAUGUAGUGCUUGUCCUGGUGAUCUUAAAUGUGAAACUGAAAAAUAUUCUGCUUUGUGUGGUAAACUUUUGGCUGUACCUACUGCCGCUAUAGGAGCUCCAGCAGCUGGAAUAGCCAGCCAAGCUUCGAUCAGCCCGUUUGUACUAAUUAUUGCCCCCUUUAUAUAUAUUGUAUUUUAUUAAAAUUUGCAAUAAAAGUUUCCUUAAAAAUUUA